AUGGUAGAUGUUAAGGGGAGCAUCGGAUUGCCGAUAGCAGAAGAGCGUAUACGGGAUGCAGUUGCAAGACAAAUACAACAGUUUGGGAUGGAUAAACUGACAAGUCGAAUAAUUCGAGAAAAACUGAAGGAAACAUUCGAUGUGGACUUUACAGACCAUAAAGCUGCAAUCGAUAAAAUCACAAUGGAUAUAAUUGAAAGAAAUAGUGCCGAGAAACAGAAGGCAGAAACAAAUAACAAAUCGGAUUCAGAAUCAGAUGAUGCAGUUGUUUUUACAGACCGCGCACCAAGAAAGAAAGUUAAGGAAACGAGGAAGCGGAAGUCUUCAGAUUCAGAAGCAGAAUUACUGGAAGUUGGUCAAAAGAGGCGAAGAGCAGCGGUAACAAGACAAACUACUAAGAAAAGGAACAAAGGAAAUAUUGAAGGUGGAUCAAAGCCUCGCAAAAAGAAGGGUCCAUAUAAUGUUUAUUGCGCAUUGACAGAGGAUCUUGCUGCAGUAUGUGGUAAGCGAUACAUGCGACGCUGUGAUGUGAUUAAAGCAAUGUGGGCAUAUUUUCGGAGCAAUAAUUUACUUGAUCCAAAAGAUAAACGUUAUGUGUUGCCCGAUGAACCUCUUAUGAAGAUUUUCAAGAAACGUUUUCUUGCUUUCGGCUUAAUGAAGGAUCUCGCUGCUCAUAUUAUCGAGCCAAAGUUUUUGGAUGAGGAAGAACGGGCUGCUUUGGAAAAAUUUGAAGCGGAAGAAGAAGCACGAUUGGAAGCUGAGAGUAGUAAUAAUAAUGGUAAUGGUGAUGAUGGAAAUAUAAAGCAGGAUGAUGAUAGUACGAAGAAGAAGGAUAUCGUUGGAGUAAAUAAUGAUGAAGAUGACGAGAAUGAUGAUGAUGGUGAAAAUGAAAGCAGUUGA
Brugia malayi is the source of this 900-nucleotide messenger RNA. Its product is annotated as SWIB/MDM2 domain containing protein. Gene Ontology annotation, cellular component: nucleus. The record is from RefSeq and is a predicted model, not a curated record. The coding region runs from base 1 to 900 and encodes 299 amino acids. Lineage: Eukaryota; Metazoa; Nematoda; Chromadorea; Rhabditida; Onchocercidae. The transcript is spliced from 6 exons.